Messenger RNA from Ambispora gerdemannii, 897 nucleotides. NCBI's taxonomy places the organism in Eukaryota, Fungi, Glomeromycota, Glomeromycetes, Archaeosporales, Ambisporaceae. The record is from the annotation of a GenBank genome assembly.
AUGAACACCUUUAUAGACGAUGAACAAAUUGACGAAAAUCAUCUCGACAUUCAACGUAUUUUCCCAACCCUCAAUCGAAGUAUAAACGAGCUCAUCACACCAAAAAGAAGAAAUCCGCCACCACGUCCUAAGAAUAGUUGGUUAUUAUAUAGAAUAAACCACCAACCGGGUCCACUAGAAGAUAUUUCAAAAAAAGCCUCUGAAAGUUGGAAAAAAGAACCAGAGCAAAUUAAACGUGGCUGGGAACUCUUGAGUAAGAUGGCAAAACAAAAACAUGCUGAAAUGUAUCCUAACUAUGUAUAUAGGCCAAAGAGAAGUAAUCAAAAUCGAAAAUCUGCGCCACAAAAAAGAUCAAAAAAGUUUGAUGAUGAUUAUAAAAAACAUAUUGGAGUGUUUCCAUUAAAAGAUCAUACUACGACGAUUAGUUCUGACGAGCAACAUAUAGUUCAAAACGAACAACAUAUAGUUCAGAAGACUUACAAUCUCGAACGAAAUCAGGAUUUCGCAACUUCUGAAUUCAUCGUUAUGAACAAUCAUCCGAUGUACCAACAAGCUUCUGAAUUUAUCGUUGUGAACAAUCAUCCAAUUUACCAGUUUAUGCACAAUCAUCCGAUGCACCAACAAAUUUCUGAAACUGUAAUUUUGGAAGACUUUAACGGAUACACAAUCAGUAGUAAUGAUCUUAUCUCCACUUUUAAUGAAACGCCAGAGAAUCACUCUUUAGGAUUCAACGAUCAAAAUGUAUCAUCUCCUAAUCAAAUUUUUUAUGAACCUCCUUUUGUGGCUCUCUCAUUACCUUCAACUGAUAAUAUGACUUAUUUUCCUGACGACUCGACAUCAUCGCAACGGAUCGUAGAAGUUUCUGCCGAAAUUCAAUCAAUGAAGAAAAUAAUAUGA